AUGCAUUCUCAAGCCCCCUCCACACCACCACCACCUCCCAUCCCAAUUGCCGUCCUGGGGGUAUCAUGUCGUCUGCCGGGCGAGGUGCGGACCCCAGCUGAGUUCUGGCGAUUUUGCUGCCAGGCCCGCAGCGCCUGGUCGCCCAUUUCCCCAGCAUCCCGAUUUGACCCUGGGGCGUAUUACCAUCCCAACCCAGACCGAGCGGGCACGACACAUGCGCAGGGGGGUCACUUCCUGUCGGAGGAUCUCGCGCGCUUCGACGCCUCUUUCUUUGGGAUGACCGAGGAAGAGGCCAUGGCAACCGACCCUCAGCAGCGGCUGAUGCUGGAGUGCGCGUACGAAGGGUUGGAGAAUGCCAAUCUCGUACGUAGGCUGUACUCCUCGAGGCUGGGGGAUGGGGAGCGCGUCGGGGUGUUCGCCGCCGGGUCCGCGAGUGACUAUGAGCUGCACAGCUUCCGCGACCUACAGAGUACGACCAGCUUUCAAGUUAGCGGGUGCGCGGCUUCGUUCCUGUCGAAUCGCAUCUCGCAUUUCUUUAACUUCACGGGGCCCAGUGUGACGAUCGACACCGCAUGCUCGUCGAGCUUGUCCGCCUUGCAUUUGGCCUGUCAGAGCCUGCGCAGCGGGGAGUGUACCCAUGCGCUUGUUGGGGGCUGCCACUUGAAUUUAACGCCGGACUCCUUCAUCUCCUUCUCGCUCUCACGGCUUUUCUCGGACUCUGGCCGGUGCUAUCCGUUUGACUCCAGAGGUGAAUCCGGAUACGGACGAGGUGAAGGAGCUGGGUGUGUAGUGCUGAAGCGCCUCGACGACGCCAUCCGUGAUGGCGACCCCAUUCGAGCCGUGGUGAUGAACACGGGCAUGAACCAAGACGGCCACACCCAGGGGGUCGGCGUGCCCAACAGCGCGGCCCAGCGCACCCUCAUGGAAGACCUCUAUCGAGCAGCUCGGAUUAAUCCACUGGAGGUGGGCUAUGUGGAAGCGCAUGGCACCGGAACCCGGGUCGGAGACCCCUUGGAGGCACGCGCCUUGUACGAGUUCUUCGGCCGCGGACGCACGGAACCGCUGUGGAUCGGGUCGAUCAAAUCGAAUUUCGGCCAUGCGGAAGGGGCGAGCGGAGUGAUCUCCUUGAUCAAGACGGUCUUGAUGUUGGAGAAGGACUUCAUCCUGCCCAAUUGUGAUUUCCAAACCGCGCGGUCAGAUAUCCCAUUGGAAGAAUGGAAUCUACAGGUGCCGACAAGGUUGGUGGCAUGGCCUAAGGGAAAGCCCUACGCCAGCGUCAAUAACUUCGGACUCGGAGGAACCAAUGCACAUGUGAUCCUGACUAAGGCGCCUGCGAGAAACGGAAAUUGUUUGUCGAUGAUCAAAUCGCACAACAGCAAGCGACAUCCGCAACGAGGACCCCUUCGGUUCUUCGCACUUUCUGGCCACGAUUCCACGGCCGUCAGUAGGCAGGCUCAAACUCUGGCUCGUUACGUGGAGCAGCAUCCAUUGGCCUAUGACAGCCACUUCAUGGACAGCGUAGCACACACGCUGUCCAAAAGAAGCUUAAAUAUGCCGUGGAGAUAUGCGGUCUCCGCUCGCUCUGCCACUACCCUAGUCAAUCGACUCGCAGCAAAUACAGUACGACCACGACGCGCUCGUGAACCCCCCAUGAUCGGCUUCAUAUUCACAGGACAGGGAUCGCAAUGGCAUGCCAUGGCUCGCGGAUUAUCCGAGAUAUAUCCUGUUUUUGGAAAAGCAAUAAUGGAGGCUGAGGCCCAUCUGGCCGCCAUGGGCGCCGAUUUCUCUUUGACAGAGGAACUUUCGAGGGACGAGCAAACCUGCCAGUUUUCGCGCCCAUCAAUUGGACAGGCCGCCUCCACCGCCAUCCAGAUAGCUUUGACCAACUUGCUUCGGUCGUGGUCUAUCCAUCCAACGGCGGUCAUUGGCCAUUCCAGUGGAGAGAUAGCAGCCUCUUAUGCCGCUGGGGUCUUCAACCUCCAAGAUGCGAUAAGUCUAGCGUAUUAUCGCGGGCUCGCUGCCGAGGCUCUGCGGAAUCGGUUCCCAGAUGCCAAGGGUGGGAUGCUGGUAAUCGGAGCAACCCUCGACGAAGUGGAGCGCCUAAUUGAGGAAGUGACCCAUGGCCGCGUGUCAGUCGCGUGCUUAAACAGCCCCCAUAGCAUCACCAUCGCGGGGUCCAUUGAGGGUAUUGCCCAGGCCCAGGAGAUAGCGACAAAGCAGUCUCUUUUCAACCGCCGACUCGCCGUUGAUGUCGGUUACCAUUGCUUUCAAAUGGAACUCGUCGCUUCCGAGUAUGAGCGUCGGAUCACCAAACUCAAGCCCUCGCAGUCCACCACGGCAUUUUAUUCCUCGACGCGCAGCUGUAGACUUGAUGGCUUAGAGUUGCAGUACCAGUACUGGCUCGAAAGCUUUGUCUCGCCGACGAAAUUUUCAGACGGGCUCUUUUCGCUGCUAAGUGAGGGCACCUCCCAACCACAGAUCAGUUGCCUAAUUGAGGUCGGUCCUUCUGCAACUCUUGAGGGGCCGGUCAAGGAUAUCCUUCAAAGUUUGAGUGACGACAGCAAGGUCGAGUACUUCCCUACCCUCCGUCGCCGGCACGACGCCGGGGAAAUGGUGCACGAUCUUGCUGCUUCUUUGUUCUCCCGAGGAGUGCCAAUCGAUGUUUGUGCCGUGAACCACAGAGAGCCUUCGAUGGCGAAUCUGCCGGACACCCUUCAAGACUUCCCGCCCUACUCCUGGGACCACUCGAAGCGGUUCUGGCGCAAGUCGCGAGUUGCUGAAAACGUUCUCCGACCCCAGGCUCCCCGGCAUGACUUGAUCGGCCUUCGUCUGGCCGAAGGCAAUGACCUGGAGCCGCAGUGGCGCGUCUUGCUGCGCGCCGACGACCACCCUUGGAUUCGCCAGCACCGGUUCCAAAAUAAAAAUCUGUUCCCCUUUGCCGGCUUUGUAGCCAUGGCAAUCGAAGCCGCCCUCCAAGAGGCUAUGCAGCACAGAACUAGCUAUGAUGAUGUAUCCUUGGCGGAGAUCUCAGUGGGCAAAGGUCUUCUAGUCCCGGAUUCCGUUCCUGUGGAGGUCGUCAUAUCCCUACGUCCCCGCCCGGAGGGAUCGACUCAGUCUUCCAAUGCAUGGAAAGAGUUCCGGGUCAUGUCAUGGGCCGAAGAGCGCGGGUGGGAAGAGAAUUGUCGCGGUUUGAUCUCCGUCCAGUCUACCGUGUCGAAUCCAGUCAAUGGCGCUCGUCUGUCGACCGACAGAGCUUGGUUAUUUGCCAGAUCCCUUUCGGACAUUGGAGAUCCUUGCAGGUCGGUAGUCGACAGAGAUUACCUAUAUGAGGAGCUCCGCAGGUGGGGGGUAGAUUAUGGGACUUUGUUCCAGGGGCUGCAUGACUGCACCUCCGGCGGGGGCCGCGGCAAGGCGAUGGCUCUGGUUCCAGAUGUCGUUGCUGCAAUGCCCCAUAACCAUGCGACAGACACUCAAAUUCACCCUGUAACCUUGGAUAUUAUCUUUCAAGUCAUCUGGCUCACCUUGGGAGCAGGGACCAAUGGGCUUCACUGGGCCUCUCUGCCAACAUUCAUUAAGAGCAUCACCAUCCAGCGGCAGGGCAAGACCAAAUCCGGGGACAAGCUCGAGAUCUUCGGGUCUCGAUCUGAGCGGAAGUUGGCGAAGCAGGCCAGUGAGCACCAUGUCUGGGCUUGCUGUGAUGGAAGUUCAGCUCCAAUCGUGCAGAUUGAGGGCUUGGUCAUGACUCCGGUUCAGGACAGUGUGCCGUUGCCGGUGACAACCCGCGCGGAACGAGAACUCGUAUAUGCAUUGCGCAAUGUUUCUACUCUGGAUCUGAUGACACAGCAACAAUUCAAUCGUUAUCUCAGGCCAGAUGAGCCAGCCAGCAUGGCUCAGUCUCAAAAGGCCCGCAUUCUUGCUCAGGGUUCUGCUUGGUGCUUGGCCAACAUCCGGCCUUUGGUUCCAUCUAAGAUGCAUACCAAAGCCCUUGAAGCGCUUUUGCAGCCCCUCGAUUUGCAGGAGAAACCGCCAGCGAUAGAUAUGCUUGAUAGCCUCGGGCCCUCUGGACUCAUUCUAUCCAAGCUUUGUGAUAAGAAGCCCCAGGCCUUGCAAGGAGAGCUUGACCUUCCCAGUCUGAUCGACAAGCACGGCGGUCUUGGCGAGUACACUCUGGAUCUUCCCAGCUUGCAUCAGGUGUAUGAAGCUGUGGCCAAGGCCAUUGAUAUUCUGGCAUCCCAGAGUCCGAGUCUUAGUAUCCUGGAAAUAGGAUCAAUCACAUGUGGGCCUGCUUCACAAAUUCUCCAACGACUUGGUGGAGGCCCGACCGGGCGCUCGGCUCGAUUCUCCAGUUACGUUAGAGCUAUGCCGAGAACCAGCUUGUUCUCGUGGUCUGGACAGAGACUGAAAGACUGGGGCAAUCUAGUCGGCCACAUGCCAGUGGCCCGUCCUGGAGACGUGCCCCUGCAGACCAGUCCCACGGUGAACUACGACGUGGUUAUUCUGUGCUCCAACCCGAGUUCAGAGCAUUGCAUCAUUCAGAGUCUGACUCAAGCUCGUAUGCUGUUGAAACCUAGUGGCAAACUCAUGAUUGUGGAGGAGACCAUGGCUCAUCUUCUGUCACCCCCAUUGUACCUUCUCUCGAUAUUGGGUGACAAGAAGCAUAUUUCUCCACCAAAAUCCUCCGAUGAAUGGCGUGGUGUGCUCCAAGACUCCGGCUUCUCCGGAGUUGACUUGGCUUACAACCCUGCUGAAUUAUCUAGCGCGGAGUCCGCAACAAUCAUUCUCUCCACGGCAAUUGACCGCUCGAAAGGCCUUGCGGGUCGAAGUGUGACAAUUGUGGUUCCGCCUAAUCUCCAAUGGUUCCCAUUGUCCGAUCUGGUCACCAUGGUCGAGAGCAUGACUGGACGCGCCCCCCGAAUCCAGGCAGUAUCGGAUGACACUCCCAUCGAAGAUCUCUGUAUUUUCCUGGGCGCAGUAGAAUCCCCGCUUCUAUCCCAGCUCACGCCACAAUUGUACGAAUGCCUUCAUACAGUACUCACAUCCUCUCGCGCACUACUCUGGGUUCUGCAACGCAGCGACAAUGACGCAAUCGGCACCAUGGCCACUGGACUUGCAAGAACGAUCCGCUCAGAAAGCGGGUCGUGCGUGAUCACCCUCGACACCGACUUUAGCUCCAACACCCCGGCAGGCGAUGUGAUUGAUCCCAUUGCUCGGGUCAUGCAGAAGGCUUUUGUGCAGGACACGGUGGACGGGAUGGAUCAGGAAUACGUCUACCGGGACGGGGUGAUCACUGUCCCUCGCAUCUAUCCCGACGAGGCAAUGAACCGCGAGAUUUAUCGUAAUGAGAACGAGACGCGUAUCACGGGACAGUCUUUCCACCAGCAUGAUCGACCGCUAAAACUGGCAAUAGAGGAGUUCGGCGAUCUGUCUAGCCUUCAUUUCCAGGACGACCUCUUGCUGGAUGACCCACUUGGCCAAGACGACGUCGAGAUCGAGGUGCAUUUUGUGGGCCUGAACUUCAAGGACGUCAUGCAUGCCAACAACCAAAUCCACGUCCCAGGGGGAUUUGGGAUUGAGUGCAGCGGCAUUGUGGUCGGCAUUGGCAGACAGGUCAGCCGCUUUCAAAUCGGAGACCGAGUCUGUGCUAUCUCCGAAGGCAGUUUUGCGAACCGGGUCCGCUGUCGGGCUUCCAGCGCCUGGUGCAUCCCUGACGCCAUGACUUUGGAUGUGGCUGCCACCAUCCCUGUGGUCUUUUGCACCGCUCUCUUCAGUCUGCACCGCGUGGCAAAGCUUACUAAGGGCGAGAGCAUCCUUAUCCAUGCGGGUGCCGGGGGGGUGGGCCAAGCGGCCAUUGUUCUCGCCCAGGCCAGGGGAGCGCACGUCUACGCCACGGUUGGAAGCCCGGAGAAGAAAGCCUUCCUAAUCGAACGGUACAAGCUCCGAGAGGAUGAUAUCUUCUUCAGUCGCGAUGUAUCGUUCGUUGAGAGUGUGCGGCUGGCCACCGGCGGACGGGGCGUCGACGUGGUCCUCAACUCACUGGCGGGGGAUGCUUUGCGGUCAUCUCUCACCUGUCUCGCGCCGUUCGGGAGGUUCAUCGAACUCGGCAAGAAAGAUAUUAUGUCGAACUCAUAUUUGCAACUUGCGCCAUUCGAUUUGAACAUCUCCUUCACGUCGGUGGACCUGAGCGUUUUCAGUAAGGACCGGCCGGAGCUGCUGCAGAGCGUGUUUGCGGAGGUGUUCGAUCUCUUCCAGCAAGGAGUCGUCAAGCCAACAUCAUUGUCCAGCACCAAGUACGAUCUGGCAAACAUUGAGUCAGCUUUUCAGAUGCUGCAGAGCGGGCGGAGUAUGGGCAAGCUUGUUGUUGAUCUGGAAAAUAAGGACGCCGAAGUGAAGGCCGUUACUCGCAACCUCCGGAAAGCAGGCCUUAGCCCUGAGCACACCUACGUAAUUAUCGGGGGCUCCGGUGGGCUUGGGCGUAGUAUUCUCACGUGGUUCGCCGAUCAAGGAGCUCAGUACCUGGUUGCAGUCUACACUCGAGAUAGUAGUCUCGAGAAGAUGCAGACCCUGGUCACCGAGCUCAGCUCCAGAGGAGUAGUGAUCCAGCCUUUCAAGUGCGACAUCGGCCAUGAAAGUCAGGUAGCGGCUCUCUUUGACCAGGGUAUCCGUGACCUGCCGCCCGUCGCGGGCGUUGUUCACAGCGCGAUGGUACUCCGGGACGUCCUCUUCGAAAACAUGACAUUCGAAGACUACGAAGCGGUCAUCCGCCCCAAGGUCCACGGAGUACUCAAUCUGCAUGCGGCCCUAGAAAAAUGCAACGCUCCACUGGAAUUCUUUGUCGCUCUAUCUUCCGUCGCCGGGAUCGUCGGCAACAAAGGCCAAGCCGCGUAUUCCGCCGCGAGCACCUUCUUGGAUUCUUUCUCGUACCUCCAGACGGCCCGCGGCCGGCCAUUCACCAGCAUCGACCUCGCACCGGUGUGGGACACGGGGGUCCUCGCCGGCGACGCGCACAAGCGCCAGCAGGUGCAGGCCACCUUCGCGCACAACGGGAUCAACCAGGCCGAGUUUCUGCGUCUGCUCGAAUGCGCCAUCUUCCAAAAGCCCCAAGCCGAUGGGAAAGAUACCACAGCUCCCCGCCAUCACAUCCUCACCGGCCUCGCGGUCCCCGCGGACGCGAACGCCAGAAAUCAAAUGGAGUGGCCGAAGGACCCCAAGUUCGCUUUCCUGGUCGCGGGAUCAUCAUCCACCGCCUCAGCUUCAUCUACAGAACGCUCGAGGGCGGACCCCACCGUGGACGCAAAGGCUAGCCCCAAAUCCUUAGCUGAAGUCCUCGCCGCCGUUUCCUCGCGCACCGACGCGCAAGAGACCAUUGAAACCGCCCUUGUCCAGAAGCUGUCCGCCGUCGUGAUGUGUCCGGUGGAAGACAUCGAUCGGGCAAAGUCGAUCGCCGUCUGCGGGGUGGACUCGUUGUCCGCGAUCGGGAUCCGGAAGUGGAUUGUGCGGGAGCUGGACGCGCCGCUGAGUCUUUUUGAGAUUAUGAAUAGUCCCUCGGUGCGGGUAUUAGCAAGGCUGUGCUUGGAGAAGGCGAGGUUGAGGUGUUUGGUGGAGUUAGGGGGUGGUUCGAGGUAGACUCUUGGCUUCUACCCUUGAAUAUGUAUC
This is a messenger RNA of Aspergillus brunneoviolaceus CBS 621.78, 7653 nucleotides long. RefSeq names its product type I polyketide synthase. Lineage: Eukaryota; Fungi; Ascomycota; Eurotiomycetes; Eurotiales; Aspergillaceae. The record is from RefSeq and is a predicted model, not a curated record. The transcript is spliced from 6 exons. Gene Ontology annotation, biological process: secondary metabolite biosynthetic process; fatty acid biosynthetic process. Bases 1 to 7623 code for a protein of 2540 amino acids. Gene Ontology annotation, molecular function: phosphopantetheine binding; 3-oxoacyl-[acyl-carrier-protein] synthase activity; fatty acid synthase activity.